Penicillium diatomitis is the source of this 984-nucleotide messenger RNA. RefSeq names its product isopenicillin N synthase family dioxygenase. The transcript is spliced from 2 exons. NCBI's taxonomy places the organism in Eukaryota, Fungi, Ascomycota, Eurotiomycetes, Eurotiales, Aspergillaceae. The coding region runs from base 1 to 984 and encodes 327 amino acids. The record is from RefSeq and is a predicted model, not a curated record. Gene Ontology annotation, molecular function: dioxygenase activity.
AUGUCGACCGAUAAUAGCAUCGUGUUACCCGUCGUCGAUCUGAGUGGGUAUCUUCACCCCACAUCUCCAGCGGACAAAGCAAGAGUCAUCGCAGAGGUGCGAGAGGCGUGCUCGGAAUAUGGAUUCUUCCAAGUCAAGGGUCAUGGUGUGCCCCUCGACAUGCAAAAGGCGCUGCUACAAAGUUUGAGAAACCUUUUCAGCUUGCCACAAGAAGAGAAACUCAAGCUUUCGUUUCUCAACAACCCCUGUCGUCGUGGAUAUGAAGCGUCGGGAAUGUCUGUACGCGAGGGCGAUGCCAUGGCUGAUUCGAAAGAGCCUUUUUGGGUGCAAAAGGCCUUCUACAUUGGACGAGAAGAUCCAGUCAUAGAGCGGCCGGGCUUCUAUGGCCCCAAUGUUUGGCCUGAUCUCGCAGAAGAAGACUUUCAUGGUCCCGUGUGGGAAUACUACCAAGCAACGGACAAACUCGGUAAAAUGAUCUGGGAAAUCCUGUUACAGGGUCUUGGUCACCCACCUUCUUUGAUGGAGGCUUUUUCCAAAAGGCCCUUCGUGCAGAUGAAGAUGAUCCGUUACCCACCAGCAUCUGCAACGCUUCCCGGACAGUAUGGCGUGGGUGCUCACACGGACUUUGGCGGCGUCACCGUCUUGCUCCAGGAAGCAGGCCGAGAGGGACUCGAGGUAUGGCACGAAGGCAGACAGGAAUGGCUCCCUGUCCCAGCGAUGGAGAAUAUGUAUAUCAUCAAUUGCGGUGAUAUGAUUCAAAACUGGUCUGGCGGCCAAUACAAAAGCGCUAAACAUCGGGUCAUUAACAAAUCCGAUCACGAGAGGCUCUCGUGUGCGACAUUCUGGCAUGGUGAUGUUGGCGCAAGCAAUCCUCUGAAUCCGAGCGACCCUGAUCGAGAGACAGUCGGUCAGCUUCUCGUCAAGCGCUUCGGUCGUCAAUUCAGUUUGUCAAAGACAGUUGUUGAACAGGUUCGGGCAUCUUGA